AUGCCUUUUGUGCUGUUGGCCAACCAGACACACAGCGGAUCUGACUUCCGGGCGCCGCUGCCGCUGAAUGACUUUGCACGCGGUACGCAAAAAAAAAAACAGGAAGGUUCCGCGUGUAGCGAUAUUAAAGACUCGGGUUUGCCGAGUCGUCCGGGGGGGAAUCGGGUUCUCUCUGGUUUGGAUCCGGGAAGCGUGAACGGAAGCGGAGGCCUGGUAGCGCUUUUACCACCCGGCAUCGCGUUCCCUACCGGCAUCGCUCAUGCGGUUCCGGCAACGCGACUCAGGCGAUUCUGUCAGUAUCGUGGGGAGGAGUUUGGGGGCUGUGCAGUGGGUUUGGGUGAAAUGGGUCAGGGCCUGUUGGAAAGGCUGCAUGUGCAGCUAGGCGCCAGCAUUGGGAGAAGCCGGGCUGGCAUUGACAGAUUUACCGAAUCCUCUAGCCAACGGGAGGACAGAUGGAAGGUACCGAAGCCGCCUCAAGCACAGGGUGAUAUCGCGGCUGGUGAUCCAAGAUCCCGAUGCCCCUAUCACUCCGGUCAUAUUGCGCCCCCGCGGAUGUGUUGGCCAUCAUCGGUGGUACAGCGAGAUGCAAGACUCUGCCGAGUCCAGAUAAGUCUCAAACCCCGCCGCCUGCCACGUGGUGACAUGGAUCACAUUCCGCUGCGCAAAGCUGUGCGCUGGCAGACUGUGGAGCUGCCCGUUGAUUCCUUUCUUGCUGCAGCCAUGGCCCAACUUGCUUCUCAUCCUUGGACAGAAUCGACCAUAAUCCCCCUGCUGUCAAACAAAUCCAUAUGGAUAGCUGGUACACAAGACACUGAUGGUGGUGAUCGACUGAUAUGGAUUCUUGGAAUUAACUCAGCUGUCAAUGUCGGCCUAACACUGAACUCGAAUCAUAUCAGUCGGAAAGUGUACCUGUCGAGUCAGCCAGAUAGCGUCAUUCGUCUCGGCUCGCCGUCGUCUAGGGUUGCACGUACCUACCAAGGCGUCAAUUCGCCCGGAAGAAAGGCCGCCGCUCUAACAACCGUGCCUGAGUCCGUUUUCGUUUGA
Molecule: messenger RNA, 1044 nt
Organism: Bipolaris victoriae FI3
Lineage: Eukaryota; Fungi; Ascomycota; Dothideomycetes; Pleosporales; Pleosporaceae
Exons: 7
Coding region: 1-1044 (347 amino acids)
Source: RefSeq, a predicted model, not a curated record